AUGGGAACCGAUUACUAUAAGCUACUCGGAGUCGACAGGAAUGCCAAUGAGGAUGAGAUCAAGAAGGCGUACAAGAAGAUGGCUCUAAAAUGGCAUCCAGAUCGCAACGGGGGGUCAGAAGAUGCGAACAAGAAGUUCAAACAGAUUUCAGAAGCCUUCGAGGUGCUCAGUGAUAAGCAAAAGAGGACCAUUUAUGACCAGUUCGGCGAGGAAGGACUGAAGGGCGGUGGUGCACCGCCACCAGGUGCAGGAGGAACCCCGGGAGGCGGCUAUUCCAACUUUGGCGGCUUUCCUGGCGGAGGCACUACAUUCUCGUUCACGUCGGGCCCAGGAAGCGGUUUUGGUGGACGCAGUAGUUUUUCACCAACAGACCCCCAGAAGAUAUUUGAACAAUUCUUCGGUCCGGGCGGUUUGGGAGGAAUGGGAGGAAUGGGCGGGAUGGGCGGUUUAGGUGGCGGAGGCCGCAGUCGCAUGGCCAACGUCUUCGAUGGCGACGAUGACAUGUCUGGCUCCUUCUUCAGCGGGAUGCCAGGCGGGAUGCCAAGUGGCAGGCCCUCACCACGGCCAAGCCCACAACGGCGACCAUCAGCCAGCCCACCGUCCGAAAUCACACGCGCGCUGAAGGUUUCACUAGAGGACCUUUACUCUGGCACAACGAAGCACCUGAAGGUCGGCCGCAAGCUCCUCAGCGGCGACACGGAGGACAAGGUGCUCGAGAUCCAAGUCCAACCUGGCUGGAAGAGCGGCACGAAGGUGCGCUUCCCCCACGCAGGCAACGAGCAAGCGACAGGCGAGGCGCAAGAUCUCGUGUUCGUCGUUGAGGAGAAACCACACGACCGCUUUGUCCGCGAGGGCAAUAAUCUUGUUACGCGUGUAUCAACAUCGCUCGUGGACGCGCUGACAGGCGACGGCGGCAAGAAGACGGUCGAGGUGCUCGACGGGCGGAAGCUACAGGUCGCGCCUCCGAGUGGCAUCGUCAAGCCCGGCUCGGAGACGGUUGUGUCCGGUGAGGGCAUGCCAAUCCGGCAGCAGGGCAGUGUGCGGAGGAAAGGUGACCUCAUCGUCAAAUGGGACGUCGCCUUCCCUGAGCGAUUAACGCCCGCUCAGAAGGACGGUAUUCGGAAAGUGCUUGGCUAGACUGCAUGAUGCUAGAGGACGGUUCAGGACAAUGCCCGUGAUGUAUUAGUAUUACUGUAGUAGUGUAGGCGCAAUAUUUCUCCUUAGUUCCUUUGCAA
Postia placenta MAD-698-R-SB12 is the source of this 1235-nucleotide messenger RNA. RefSeq lists its product as hypothetical. The transcript is spliced from 4 exons. The record is from RefSeq and is a predicted model, not a curated record. NCBI's taxonomy places the organism in Eukaryota, Fungi, Basidiomycota, Agaricomycetes, Polyporales, Adustoporiaceae. Gene Ontology annotation, cellular component: cytosol. Gene Ontology annotation, biological process: translational initiation. Bases 1 to 1137 code for a protein of 378 amino acids. Gene Ontology annotation, molecular function: protein-folding chaperone binding.